UACGAUACUGAUGAAUGUGCUUGUUACGUACUUCCCACCUAUACCCACAGAAGAAAACAACAAACAGAAAGCUGGGUUCGAUUGAGGUUUUUGUCAUCGAAAUUGCGUGCUUGAAUGAAAUUGCAAUUUUCAAGGUGUAUUAUUAGAAAAUGUUGGAAAUGCACCAGUAAAAGAUUGGUUACUUCCAUCGUUCCCUUUGUUCUGUAAAAUCCGCCAUAGCCAUUUUCUUCCCUGCUAUCCAUCAAAACCUUACUUAAGCUCUUUUUUUUUUUCAGCUCAUAGAAUUAGAGAAAAAAAUAGUUCAUUUGUACUGAAUUGAUCAUCAUUUCGCGAGAAUGGAUUGCAUCUACAAAGACCCAAAUGCUCCGAUUGAAGCUAGAGUCAAAGACUUGCUCUCCCGCAUGACCCUUCAUGAAAAGAUUGGUCAAAUGACCCAGAUCGAGCGCAGCGUCGCCACCCCUGAAGCCAUCAGAGAUCGUUGCAUUGGAAGUGUACUAAGUGGUGGAGGGAGCAAGCCAUUUGAUAAUGCUAACUCAGCUGAUUGGGCUGAUAUGGUUGAUGGGUUUCAGAAGGGAGCUCUGGAAAUGAGGCUCGGAAUCCCCAUUUUUUAUGGUUCUGAUGCGGUCCAUGGCAACAACAAUGUCUAUGGUGCUACUAUCUUUCCUCAUAAUAUUGGUCUUGGAGCUACUAGGGAUACUGAUUUACUGAAAAGGAUCGGUGCUGCCACAGCUCUCGAAGUCAGGGCUAGCGGUGUUCAAUAUGCCUUUGCUCCCUGCGUUGCUGUCGCUAGAGACCCAAGGUGGGGAAGAUACUAUGAAAGUUACAGCGAAGACACUGAAGUUGUUAGAAAGAUGUCCUGCCUUGUCUCAGCCCUGCAGGGAGAGCCACCUGCCGGACACCCAAGUGGCUAUCCUUUUCUUGCUGGAAGAAACAAUGUUAUGGCUAGUGCCAAGCAUUUUGUUGGUGAUGGAGGAACCGAUAAAGGCAUUAAUGAGGGGAAUACGAUCAUAGAGUAUGAGGAUUUGGAAAGAAUCCACAUGGCACCAUAUAUAGAUUGCUUAGCUCAGGGAGUUUGUACUGUUAUGGCUUCUUACAACAGCUGGAACGGAAAGAGGCUCCACACUGACCAUUUUCUUCUGACAAAAGUCUUGAAGGAGAAGCUUGGCUUUAAGGGCAUAGUCAUUUCAGAUUGGGAAGCGCUUGACCGGCUUUACAGUCCUCAUGGAUCUAACUAUCGUCAAAGUAUAUUAUCUACAGUCAAUGCAGGAAUUGACAUGGUAAUGGUGCCUUUUAGAUAUGAAUUGUUUUUGGACGAACUUCUGUCUCUGGUUGAGUCUGGGGAAAUACCAAUGGAAAGGAUUGAUGAUGCUGUUGAAAGGAUCCUCAGAGUGAAAUUUGUCGCUGGACUCUUUGAAUAUCCGUUUGCCGAUAGAUCUUUACUUGACAUUGUUGGCUGCAAGAAGCAUCGAGAAUUAGCCCGGGAAGCUGUUCGGAAAUCCUUAGUUCUGUUGAAGAAUGGAAAGGAUCCAAAGAAACCUUUUCUUCCAUUAGAUAGAAAUGCAGACAAAGUUCUGAUUGCAGGAGUACAUGCUGAUGAUCUUGGAUAUCAGUGUGGAGGCUGGACUUGCACUUGGACUGGCACCAGUGGCAGAAUCACAAUAGGUACAACCAUUUUGGAUGCAUUAAAAGAAGUGGUGGGACCCAACACCGAAUUGGUGUAUGAGAAAAAUCCUUCAGCAGAAACCUUUGCUCAUCAAAAUUUCUCUUAUGCCAUUGUAGCAGUGGGUGAAAGUCCAUAUGUUGAAAGUGGAGGUGAUGACCCAGUGCUAAAAAUCCCUUUCAAUGGAGAUGAGUUAAUGAGCUUAGUUGCUGAAAGAGUUCCUACGGUAGCAAUCCUGAUCUCUGGGCGGCCCAUGGUUCUAGAACCUUCAGUUUUGGAAAAGGUAGAAGCAUUUGUAGCUGCUUGGUUGCCUGGCAGUGAAGGAAGAGGAAUAACCGAUGUCCUGUUCGGGGAUCAUGCAUUUCAAGGACGACUUCCUGUAACAUGGUUUAAGAGCGUUGAUCAAUUGCCAAUGCAUUUUGAAGCAAAUAACUGUGACCCUUUAUUUCCUUUAGGCUAUGGAUUAACAACUAAAGCCAAUGACAAAGAAGAAGUCAACCAAAACUGAGAUUAGCAGUUGAUCUGGGACAAAGUUCUUUGAAGCCAAUGAGAAACAAGAUAUCCAUCAGGUCAUAACUUCUAUAGACCUUGUAAGUUUGAACUUUUACUUUUGCUUCCUCUUCUGAAAACAUACAAUCUGAGGAAGGUGAUUUGAUGUAUUUGUUUAUUCUCCUUUUUCCAUCUGCAAUAGUAAUUCUAGACAAGCCAUGAGCCUAAUCAUAUUCUUGUCCACGGUGGAUUCUGUAUUAUUACGACAAAAUGCUAAAACAUUAUUGUUUUUGGAGGAUACAAUACAAAGACAAUGAAUCUUCUGCUUUCCGUCG
Messenger RNA from Oldenlandia corymbosa var. corymbosa, 2484 nucleotides. Lineage: Eukaryota; Viridiplantae; Streptophyta; Magnoliopsida; Gentianales; Rubiaceae. The record is from the annotation of a GenBank genome assembly.